ACGUUUCUGUUAUUAUCAGUACUACAAUUUCAUAAAGCCUUUUUAGUAUUACACUUUCACUUUCAUUUCAUUUCAAGCAAAAAGAAGAAAAAACACCACAAAUCCAAUUAGUACAUAGUAUUGAAGGAACUUUCUAAAAGCAAAAGUGGGGUUUAGAGAGAGAAAAACUUAUAGGAGGGCUAAAGAUGGCGAAAAUGGGGGGUGAAGUUGGGGAGAAGGAGAAGCUGGGGUUUGAGGCGACGGAGCUGAGGCUGGGGUUGCCGGGGAAUAAUGGUGGGGGUGGUGAAGGAGAAGGAGGAGGUGCUGCUGCGAGGAAGAGAGGGUUCUCUGAGACUGUUGAUUUGAAGCUGAAUCUUUCGUCCAAGUCCAAAGAGAGUUUUGAGACGGAUCCGAAUGAGAAGGUGAAGAGCUUGCAGAAGGAGAAGAAUCAUCUUCUUCCUUCUGCCAUUGAUCCUGCCAAGCCUCCUGCUAAGGCACAGGUGGUGGGUUGGCCGCCAGUUCGAUCGUUCCGGAAGAACAUGUUAGCUGUGCAGAAGAGCAGCCCUGAGGAAAGUGAGAUGUUGAGUGUGAAUGGUGGUGCUUCUUUGGUGAAGGUGAGCAUGGAUGGUGCUCCUUAUCUCAGGAAAGCGGACUUGAAGAUGUACAAGAAUUACCAAGAUCUUUAUGAUGCCCUAGGCAAAAUGUUCAGCUCCCUCAGCACUAUUGGGAAUUGUGGAUCCCAAGGAAUGAAAGACUUUAUGAAUGAGAGCAAGCUUAUGGAUCUUUUGAAUGGCUCUGAUUAUGUUCCUACAUAUGAAGACAAGGAUGGUGACUGGAUGCUUAUUGGUGAUGUCCCAUGGGGGAUGUUUGUUGAAUCAUGCAAGAGGUUACGUAUAAUGAAAGGCACCGAGGCCACUGGACUUGCUCCAAGAGCCAUGGAGAAAUGCAAGAACAGAAGCUAAUUGUGAGGUGGCCUGCUCUUGUUGAAUUAAACGACGAACGAUCAGAGAUAAAUGAAAAUUUGAGCAGGACGUUUUUACAGUGUUUAUGUAUUAUUAAUUAUGGUUUGUUAUAUAAAUUAAAUGUGAGAUACUUGAGAGUAUUUUCAUUGUGGAAAGAAACAAUAAUAACUCUUAUGUUACGUUACAAAAAUUAAGACUUUGGCUAUGUUUUAAUUAUAGGCUUGUUUAGUGUUGAUGGCUUGCUUU
Pistacia vera is the source of this 1187-nucleotide messenger RNA. Its product is annotated as auxin-induced protein AUX28-like. Lineage: Eukaryota; Viridiplantae; Streptophyta; Magnoliopsida; Sapindales; Anacardiaceae. The record is from RefSeq and is a predicted model, not a curated record. Gene Ontology annotation, biological process: regulation of DNA-templated transcription. Gene Ontology annotation, molecular function: protein binding. The transcript is spliced from 5 exons. Bases 186 to 941 code for a protein of 251 amino acids. Gene Ontology annotation, cellular component: nucleus.